Messenger RNA from Penaeus vannamei (Pacific white shrimp), 796 nucleotides. NCBI's taxonomy places the organism in Eukaryota, Metazoa, Arthropoda, Malacostraca, Decapoda, Penaeidae. The record is from RefSeq and is a predicted model, not a curated record.
GUAUAUAUAUAGACCGCGAACCACCUGUUGAACCAGAAGGCAACAGACACUCGCAGCAGAACAAUCAUGGCUCUUAAAUUGGUGCUGUUGGUCGCCGCGUCCGCCCUCCUGGCGGAGGCCUACCCCCGCUAUGUGGCCGUGCCCCUCCGGGCGGCGGCGCGAUCGUACCCGCUGUACUACUCGGAGUCUCGCUUGCGGCCCGUGGUGGCCGCAAGGAGGACUCUCGGCCCGUGGUCAUCAUCGAGGAGGAAGAGCCCCAGCAGUGGGAGCUGGACGAGGCCAGCUCCGACCGCUACGAGCGCCAGUUCUGCGGCUACGCGGCGGCACGACCACGUGGACUACGGCGCCUACACCGGCGGCUACGGAGCCUUCGGCUGGUACUCGGAUCACCCCGUGUGUGUCAACUGCGGAUACCAUCACUAAGACUGGUCUGCCUCGCGGUUCCCCCGUGGUAUGUUGUGCUCUGACCUCCUGCUGUGUGAAGAUCUGAACCUAGUCCCACCCCAGGCUAACGGCUCCUGUUUACAUUCCACUAAAGUAGAUACCCUUGGUCAACCCCCCCCCCCCCAGUGCAAGCAAAAACGAAUGCUCUCAAAAGCGAAAGAUCCAAUAUCCCUCAAAUCCAACUCGUGUGUAAAGUAUUUUGUGUUGUAGUGAGCGUCCGUUACUUCAGAUCUCCACCACUAUAGCUAUUAUAUCUAGUCCUUGCCUUGUUGCAAUUGUUAGUUCGCAAUAUGUGGCACUUUGUUCUUGUUUUUUGUAACAGCUGUUAUUAAAAUAUUCACUUUUGUAAAAA